ACAUGGAAGAAGGGAGAGGGGAAGCUCUUUAAAUAUUGUUAAAAUGUUCCUUUGUUAGCCCUUUCUUCUCUCCCUUUGUCUCAAGUUUUGGAAGUUCAAAAGGGUGGGAGAGAUACAAAGUGUUCAUUGAUUUAAACCCUUGCUAGAACCCUAAUUGGUGGUUUUUGAUUUGGUGAAAGGUAAAGCAAGCAAAUAAGGGCUCAAUGAACAACAACUGGCUUUCGUUCCCUCUUUCUCCUACUCAUUCUUCCUUACCAGCUCAUGAUCUUCAAGCAACUCAAUAUCAUCAAUUUUCUCUUGGGUUAGUGAACGAGAACAUGGAAAACCCUUUCCAAAAUCAUGAUUGGAGUCUUAUUAACACUCAUAGUAGCAGCGAAGUUCCAAAAGUUGCUGAUUUUCUUGGAGUGAGCAAGUCUGAAAAUGAGUCAGACCUUGCUGCCAGCUUGAACGAAAUUCAGUCAAAUGAUUCAGAUUAUCUAUUCACAAACAACAGUCUGGUGCCUAUGCAAAACCCUGCGGUGGACACACCUAGCAAUGAGUAUCAAGAAAAUGCUAAUAGUAGUUUGCAAUCAUUGACAUUGUCCAUGGGAAGUGGUAAGGAUUCAACAUGCGAAACCAGUGGUGAUAAUAGCACAAACACUACUACUACUACUACUGUUGAAGCUGCACCUAGAAGAACAUUGGAUACAUUCGGGCAGAGAACAUCCAUAUAUCGUGGAGUAACGCGACAUAGAUGGACUGGAAGGUAUGAAGCUCACCUUUGGGAUAAUAGCUGUAGAAGGGAAGGGCAAUCAAGAAAAGGACGCCAAGUUUAUUUGGGUGGAUAUGAUAAAGAAGAAAAAGCAGCUAGGUCUUAUGAUUUAGCUGCACUGAAGUACUGGGGGACAUCCACCACUACCAACUUUCCAAUUAGUAACUAUGAGAAGGAAUUGGAUGAAAUGAAACACAUGACGCGACAAGAAUUUGUUGCUGCCAUUAGAAGGAAAAGCAGUGGUUUCUCCAGGGGUGCAUCAAUGUAUCGUGGAGUUACAAGGCAUCACCAACACGGAAGAUGGCAAGCAAGAAUUGGCAGAGUUGCAGGAAACAAAGAUCUUUACUUGGGAACUUUCAGUACUGAAGAAGAGGCUGCUGAAGCAUACGACAUAGCUGCGAUAAAGUUCAGAGGUCUCAACGCUGUCACAAACUUUGACAUGAGCCGCUACGACGUGAAAGCCAUCCUUGAAAGCAACACUCUCCCAAUAGGAGGAGGAGCUGCAAAGCGUCUGAAAGAAGCUCAAGCUCUAGAAUCUUCGAGAAAGCGCGAAGAGAUGAUUGCACUAGGAUCAUCCACAUUCCAAUAUGGAACCACAAGCUCUAAUUCUAGGCUACAUGCUUACCCUCUAAUGCAGCACCACCACCAGUUUGAACAACCUCAACCUCUGCUAACUUUGCAAAACCAUGAUAUCAGUUCUCACUUCUCUCACCAGCAAGACCCUUUGCAUCAGGGUUACAUCCAAACGCAGCUUCAGUUGCACCAGCAGCAGAGUGGUGGUUCUUCUUCUUAUAGCUUUCAGAAUAAUAAUAUAAAUAAUGCUCAGUUCUAUAAUGGUUAUAAUCUUCAGAACCACCCUGCAUUGCUUCAGGGAAUGAUUAACAUGGGGUCUUCAUCUUCUUCAUCUGUGUUGGAGAAUAAUAAUAGUAACAAUAAUAAUGUUGGUGGGUUUGUGGGAAGUGGGUUUGGUAUGGCUUCUAAUGCAACGUCGGGGAACACGGUGGGGACGGCGGAGGAGCUAGGGCUGGUGAAGGUGGACUAUGACAUGCCGACUGGUGGUUACGGUGGAUGGUCGGCGGCGGCGGCGGCGGAGUCCAUGCAGACGUCGAAUAGUGGGGUGUUCACAAUGUGGAAUGACUGAGGGAAGGGAAGCUAGUUCUAGUAAUGUAUGGCACAACGUACGAGUUAGUUACCAUACAAUUUUGUUAUGCUUUUUUCUUUUUUUUUUUGUUUUUGGGUUUUUUAAUAUUCUCGCAAUUGGAAAAGAAAAUAGGUGCUGAUUUUCUGUGACUAAGGAAGUGAGCAAAGACCAUAUAUCUAUUUAUAUUUAUGUCUCUUGUUAUGGCGAAUGUUUGUGAGACUUUUGCUUGA
Glycine soja is the source of this 2122-nucleotide messenger RNA. Its product is annotated as AP2-like ethylene-responsive transcription factor PLT2. Gene Ontology annotation, biological process: regulation of DNA-templated transcription. NCBI's taxonomy places the organism in Eukaryota, Viridiplantae, Streptophyta, Magnoliopsida, Fabales, Fabaceae. Bases 204 to 1892 code for a protein of 562 amino acids. The record is from RefSeq and is a predicted model, not a curated record. Gene Ontology annotation, molecular function: DNA-binding transcription factor activity; DNA binding. The transcript is spliced from 10 exons.